Messenger RNA from Darwinula stevensoni, 2613 nucleotides. Lineage: Eukaryota; Metazoa; Arthropoda; Ostracoda; Podocopida; Darwinulidae. The record is from the annotation of a GenBank genome assembly.
UCAGAAUAAAUGUCAAAUAUGAUCCAGCUGCAAGAGAUGGAGAUGAAAGGUGCUAGUGGAGGGCCAGAGUAUGAGCGGAAACUCCUGGAAGUGGUGCACUCCCUGGAUGGGAAGCUCCCAGACUCCAAGCCCCAAGAUGGGGACCCAACCCCAAGAGCAGGGGCUCCUGGCCAUCCGACUGCACCAUCACCAUCCCCUGAGGAGUUGCGUCAGCUAAAGAGCAAGUACAGCAAGGCAAAGCGAAUCAUCCGGGAGCUGGCCAAACGGGAGAAGCAUUGGCUGACCUUGGUGCAGGACCGGGACACAGAGUACGAGACGAUGCUGACUGCGCUGUCGCAGCGGGUUGCCACACUCACCCAGACCCUGGCUGAUGUGAAACAACGCACUGGACUCCAGCUCAGUCUGCCCACACAUCCUCAAAUUACCCCUCUAUUGGAAAAGAGGCUCAAGGCCCCAACCUUUGGAUUGAGUCCAAUUUCAGACCUGGACUUCUCAGAUCUGGACUCAACCACCUCUGACACCAGUAGCCAUGAUGAAGAAUCCUCAAUCUCCUCAUCCAAGGCCUCGACAACAUUGGUGGGAGUAGGGAUGAACGUGAAGGAGGAGUUGGAUCGGGCUGUACCUCCCACUCAACUCCUGGAUGUCUCUGCACAAAAGCAGAAGGCUGAACUUGCCUCUCGUGGCUCCCUUGCCAAUCGCCAGCUCCCCUCAAUGCUUCGAAAGUCUGAGGAAGAGAGAGGUGGUAACUGGUCUGACUCCUCAACUGUGAUUGGCUCGAACGAGACUUUCGCGUAUUCGUCCUCUGCAUACAGCAGCACCCAUUCGUACAGAAGUGCCCAGUCUGCGGCGUUUGUCCAUUCAUCCCAGUCUCGCUUUGCCCCUCCGGCACCUGAUGCGGGCCCCCUUUCUCAACAGCUGAGGCAGGUCCUCGGUUCACAUUACCAUCAGCAUCACCAUGAGAAGGCUUCUAACUUAAUUGAAGGAGGCUCCUCUGCAUCAGCUGUUCCUCCCCCUCCUGUGCCUGGGAACUCAAACAUCGUUCCUGCUAGCCUUGUGCAGGAGAUUCGACAAGCCGUUCAAGAGGCCAAUGCACGGGUGAAACGAGUAUUGCCACCCACCCCUCCAGGACAACUUCAGUCAUCCCCUGACUGGAGAACUCCCAGCGCAACGAUCACAGACAUGACCGGUCCUCACCCACACCCCUCUUAUCACCCUCACGCCCACAUGGCCUCUGGAUCCCCACAGUACCAGGGGAGGUACUGGGGUACGUCCUCAAGCUCCAUCCCUCCUCCCCAGCCCCAGGAGUUUCCGGUUCCCAGACGAUACAACGAAUCCUCCAACUCGAGCCUCACCUCGCCGUCAUCUGCCAGCGGUUCUUCGUUGGCAUCCCCACAGGAUGCAUCACUGAGCAGCAGCUCGUUGAGCUCCCUGGGGCGGGGUGAUGGUCAGAGAGUGUCGCCUGUUCUUUCUCAUGUAUGGCAGAGUGGUUCCAUCACUGACUGGGGAAAGGAACAGGUGUGUCAGUGGCUCCUGGGAAUUGGAAUGGAGUGCUAUACAACAGUGUUCCUUAAGAAUGGGGUCACGGGCCAGGACCUCGUGGCCAUGGACACAGGGAUGCUGAAAGCCCUCGGAGUUGCUGCCGAAGACCGCAAAGAGCUGAAGAAACGCAUCAAGGAGUUGCGAAGUCGCGAAGAGCGCGAGCGUAAGGAGUUGGAGAAGGAGCGGAAGCUCAAGGAGAGGCAGCAGAAGAAGGCGGCCAAGCAGACCACCAAGGGCAAGUGACGGUUCCCGCACGCCUCACCCGAGUGUCGGCUGUGAUUUUUUUUUCCUUCAAUAUUCUCAUCGCAUUCUUCUUCCAUUUUACCAUCCUGAAAUCAAAGUUUGAAUCUACUUAUUCUUGCCAGCAUCCAGGGUCAGACCAAGGCAGCUACCUUGAAAUGACAUUGCCCACAGCUCAUGAAUCCCAAACGUUUUUAAUGGAAGAACCCCAUGAAUUCUUUUCUUUCAGAGACCAUAGCACAUUGACUGUGUCAUGGGAUAAUUUAUUCCCUUGUUAUUUUAUAUAUUUUUACUUUAAACUCCUGCUGCUGCUGCCCGUUCUGAGUUGAUAUUAUGUCGUGAUGGCGGAUGCAAGGUUUCAAUUCUGCUCAUGUGCCCUCACAUACAUGACCAAAAAAACUUUUUCAAUUUCAUUCUGACAGAAAACUUUUUUGAAUGCAUAUGAUUGUAUUGAAGACAUAUUUAAUGCUUUGUGGAUUUGAACAUUUUUAUGUCAUUCGGUCGAGGAUGACCAUUCCACCCUUGAUUGUGCCAAGGUUCCAGCUCAAUAUUGCCUGGGUUUGUGAUGCAACCUCAGUUUGCGAUAUGCAAAAUGAUUGCUCCUCCGAUAUUUUUUAUUCUUGUUUUUGUUCAUGGGCAAUUCUCUUGCCUGGGAUUUGCAACUAUUUCUUUUUUAAAAAUCGAACGGUAUUUAUGUGGCAACUGAAAGUGAUCGAGUGCAUGUAGAGCACAGAACUUUUGUCUUUUUUGUUGGAAGCCUCUUUGUGCAUGUGCGGAUAGGUGCAAGCUGCUCCUAGUCUCUCUGUCUAUCAGUAAAGGAUCAGUUGUAUACGA